Acaulospora morrowiae is the source of this 423-nucleotide messenger RNA. NCBI's taxonomy places the organism in Eukaryota, Fungi, Glomeromycota, Glomeromycetes, Diversisporales, Acaulosporaceae. The record is from the annotation of a GenBank genome assembly.
AUGACCAUCUUUGAAACUCGAAUGGAAGAACCCAGUGAAGACACUGAUUCAAAUCCACUGGAACAAUCACAAAGAGUGGCUGCUAGAACUCUCACCGAGUUUAUCCAUCUCCUUCAGGAGCCUCUUAUCGAUUCCGUCAAGAAUAUCACCGAGAAUAACAUAUCAAUAACAUAUUUUCAAAAUGGAGAUGGUCCAUAUGUAUACAAUGGUCAGAAAAAUAUAACGAAUACCAAAUUUGCUCAUUACAGAACGAAUGGCUAUUAUAUUAUUCAAAAAUUUUAUACGGAAAUUGAGAAAGAGCUUAAAUUACGAUUUCCAACUUUGCUGAUUAACCACACUCAAGAAACCAACCGGGAAUCAUUGACUUUUAUAAAUUACAUCGAUCCUAAGCCUAUUGUUAAAUUUGCAGGGUUAAACUUGUAA